AUGAAACCCAACCGUCAAAAGAAAGCACAUUCAUCUUUUACAUUACGGGAAGCGUUGAACGAAUUCAACAGCGCCAGCAACCAAAAAUGCAAAGGCAGUACAGCAAAGGCGAGCGAUGUGUUGCUGCUGGCGUCUAAGGCCUGUAGCCAGCAAUCCAGCUUUUUAGUAAAGGCAGGGCCCUGUCUGCUUUCGAUGGAAUAUUUCGCUUCUUUUCUCGAUACUGGCCUCACACCCCAGGAACAACAGCCCUCGGCUUUAGUUUGGGGGUGUUUGAAGCACUUGCUGACAGCUGCCUCAAGGUCGCCGAUUUAUCUGCAAAAGGUGGCAGACAUGUUCCACAGUAUAGGGGACUUUGGUGACCCGAAGAUACGAGAGUGCUCCACCUCUAUUUUUACCACCCCCCGCGUUCAUCAGAAGAUUUCACUCCUCUACGUGAGGACAUUACUAUGCUGUGCGCGUGCAAUGCAAGCGAUGUCUCGGAAGCGGGAACGUUUUCGCUCGUUGAUACCAGAGAGCUUGAUCAAGCCCUUCGACUUUCGGUACGAUGUUUCUUUGUCAAAGUUUCAACAACAUCGAGAUGAGUUCCUGGCAGAGGCACAUCAAGCUCGGUUUAUGCAGCGCGCUGAGUCUAUAUUUCGCGGAAUGGACGAGGACGCUCUGGACCGUGAGGACGAUGGAAGAGAAAUUGAUAAAACCAAUGUGGUGAUCUUGGUGCUUUUGUGUGCGAUCGAUACCUAG
Molecule: messenger RNA, 738 nt
Organism: Aspergillus pseudonomiae
Lineage: Eukaryota; Fungi; Ascomycota; Eurotiomycetes; Eurotiales; Aspergillaceae
Exons: 3
Coding region: 1-738 (245 amino acids)
Source: RefSeq, a predicted model, not a curated record